Messenger RNA from Nematocida minor, 987 nucleotides. RefSeq lists its product as uncharacterized. NCBI's taxonomy places the organism in Eukaryota, Fungi, Microsporidia. The transcript has a single exon. The coding region runs from base 1 to 987 and encodes 328 amino acids. The record is from RefSeq and is a predicted model, not a curated record.
AUGAAAGAAAAGCAGCGAAGUGACUCGUUUAAGCGGCAGGAUUUUGCGCACAGAAAGACGUCGUACAACGACUUCAUGACUCCAAAAGAGAAGGAGUUUGUUGCGUUUUUAUUCGAUAGAAUAAACAGGAAGAAAGAAAGAGUUUCUCCAGACUUCUACACACAGGACAGAGUAGCCCUCCCAGAGCUCAAAAAGAAGGAGGCGAUCGAAGAAGAAGCGGUUUUUGAAGGAGUCCUUGGAAAAGCCAUUCGAAAAUCCACUAAAAAGUCGAUUGUAGCACAAAAUACAAGCGAAAAUAACGGGAUUUUUAUUAAAAAGUUGAUAGCAAGAGGGAAGAUAGAAGAGGUGUAUGAUCUUCUGAACAGAAAGGAGAUGUUUAUAGGAGAAGAAGAGCAUGCGGAGGACAACACAGACGAAGUGCUGUCACGAAUAAAAGAGAUAGGCGAGGAUCUCUUCAACACAGAGAAAGGAGUGCAGCUGCUGGACAGAGUGCUAUUCCUUGAAAACGAUAAGGAAAAAUACUCAAAAACAGUUGUAUCGAUACUAAUGAACCGAAUACGGUACAUUUACUACACGCCCGAGCUGUGCGACUUUGUAAGCAAACUGAUUCCUGUGCUGAAAGAGUCCAUAGAAGUCCUAAAAAGCAUAAAGCCAAAUAAGCUAGCGGACAUGUUCCUCACAAACACUGCAGGCGUGCUCAUAGGACACAUUGUUCUUCUGAUAUUCAAAAAAGAAGACCCCGCCCUAUUCUCUGAUGUGUGCACGGAGAUUCCAAAGAUACUCACAGACGCCUGCAUCAAAAGAGCAUUUACAAAGAUACCACAUCCUCUGCUGUGGAGGCUUCUUUCGGUGUCGUCAAAGAAAAUGCCUUCUCCAGAAAUAUCACAGCUUAAAAAAAGACUAGAAGCUCAGAUAGCAGAGGGACUCAAAAGCCGAUCAUCUGUUGUUAUUGAGAACAUACGAAUCUUUACAAAAAGGUGUCCGUAA